Messenger RNA from Zychaea mexicana, 150 nucleotides. RefSeq lists its product as uncharacterized. Gene Ontology annotation, molecular function: RNA polymerase II cis-regulatory region sequence-specific DNA binding; DNA-binding transcription factor activity, RNA polymerase II-specific; zinc ion binding. The annotation marks the transcript as partial. Lineage: Eukaryota; Fungi; Mucoromycota; Mucoromycetes; Mucorales; Lichtheimiaceae. Gene Ontology annotation, biological process: positive regulation of transcription by RNA polymerase II; negative regulation of transcription by RNA polymerase II. The transcript has a single exon. The record is from RefSeq and is a predicted model, not a curated record.
UGCACGAAUUGCGAAACCACGAACACUCCAUUGUGGAGGCGUAAUCCAGAGGGCCAGCCUCUCUGCAAUGCAUGUGGGCUGUUCCUGAAACUCCAUGGCAUUGUGCGUCCACUGAGCCUCAAGACAGAUGUGAUCAAGAAGCGUAACAGG